Molecule: messenger RNA, 2851 nt
Organism: Cannabis sativa
Lineage: Eukaryota; Viridiplantae; Streptophyta; Magnoliopsida; Rosales; Cannabaceae
Product: probable L-type lectin-domain containing receptor kinase S.7
Exons: 1
Coding region: 552-2612 (686 amino acids)
Biological process (GO): protein phosphorylation
Cellular component (GO): plasma membrane
Molecular function (GO): ATP binding; protein kinase activity; carbohydrate binding
Source: RefSeq, a predicted model, not a curated record
UUAUCCAACUCAAUGCUUCUCAGAUCCCCAUUGCUUCCGCAACUUCGGGAGAACUUGACCCUUGGAAUAGUUUUGUGCAACCUUCUAUCAAGAAACUACCUGCAUUGCGUGCCACAUACCCAACGCCAAAACUCUUAGCCUCCUCAAACAAUACCGCAUCAACGUUAAUCUUAAUGCUAUUAAUAUGUGGGGCCACCCAUUGCUCAGCUCCGUCCCCCGGUAGGAAACCGGCAAAUAAAGGUUCUAUAAUUGAAUUUUGAGCAACUAGCCAUUCAUUAAAUUUUAGAUUAUAUAAUUGAGAGACUAAUAAUGGAAUUAUUUAAUUCUCUGAAAACUACGUCGUUUUUAUCAUUACCGUUAGAGAAAACGACCACACACACCCACGCGCCCAUUAUUUUAUUCAACCGUUAAAACCCCACUUUCCCUCUAAAAAUUCAAUCUUUACUCAAACCAUCUUCAACCUCUCUCUCUCUCUCUCUAAUCUUCAAUCCAACACAAACCCAGAAAAACCCUUCUCCCAAUCUCACUAAAUAGUCCAAAUCUCCAUAGAAAUGUCUUCAAGAAAGCUUCUUGUUUUCUUCUUUUGCUUCCUUCUUUACUACUCAAAAAACCCACCUUUUGUACUAUCUUUACCUUCUUCUUCUUCUUCUGAUAAUGUCAGAUUGGAUUUCCCAUUUUUCAGUCUGAGAAACUUCACACUACUCGGAGAUUCUUAUCUCAGAAACGGCAUGAUUGGGUUAACAAGAGAGCUCGGUGUUCCAUCUUCAAGUGCUGGAACAGUAAUCUUCAAUAACCCAAUUAAGUUUUUUGACUCAGAAACUAAUACCACAGCUUCUUUCUCCACUAAAUUCUCUUUCACCAUUGCUAAUCUAAACCCUAGCUCUUUCGGGGACGGGUUAUCGUUCUUUCUUUCGCCGGAUAAUAGGAUUCUUGGUAGCCCUGGUGGUUAUUUGGGUCUUGUUAAUUCUUCUCAAUUGACCAAGAACAAGUUUUUGGCUAUUGAGUUUGAUACUCGUUUAGAUAUGCAUUUUGAUGAUCCAAAUGAUAAUCAUGUUGGGUUUGAUAUUGAGAGUCUUAAUUCAAUCAAAACUGCUAAUACUAUGUUGCAGGGGAUUAAUCUUAAAGCUGGGAAUGUAAUCACAACUUGGAUUGAUUACAAGAAUGUUCAAGAGAAGUUGAGUGUGUUCUUGAGUUACUCGAAUAUCAAACCCGAAAAGGCGAUUUUGAGUUUGGAUAUUAAUCUUUAUGAGUAUCUUACAGAGAAUAUGUAUGUGGGAUUUUCAGCUUCAACUGAAGGAAGUACUGAGCUUCAUUUGAUUGAGAAUUGGAGUUUUCAUACAUAUGGAUUUUUGUCUUUAAGAACAAGAAAAAAUCCUCAUAAUGUGUCUGAUAAUUCUGUGGCUUUUGUUACACCAAUGAUUCCUGAAGUUGAUUCUGAUUCUUCUUCAAGGAAUAAUCAUCACAAGAAGCUUGGUUUAGAGCUUGGAAUAGCUGUACCAGCCUUCUUUUUUGUUGCACUUGUUGUGUUUGUUUAUGUGUCUGUGAGAAGAUUAAACAGUAUUAAAACUCAAAAGCUUUUCUUCAAUCAUGAGCUUUUAACAUCUCCAAGAGAGUUUACUUAUAGAGAAUUGAAGUUAGCCACAAAGGGUUUUCAUUCAAGUAGGAUAAUUGGGCAUGGAGCAUUUGGUACUGUCUAUAAAGCUUUCUUUGUGAAUUCAGGUACAAUUGCUGCUGUGAAAAGAUCAAAGCAUUCACAUGAAGGUAAAACUGAAUUUCUUGCUGAGUUAUCUAUUAUUGCUUGUUUGAGACAUAAGAAUUUGGUUCAACUUCAAGGUUGGUGUGUUGAGAAAGGUGAAUUGUUACUUGUUUAUGAUUUCAUGCCUAAUGGUAGUCUUGAUAAAUUGCUUUACCAACAAGGACCUUAUUUGAGUUGGUCACAUAGACACAACAUUGCAGUUGGUUUAGCUUCUGUUUUGACUUAUCUUCAUCAAGAAUGUGAGCAACAAGUAAUCCAUAGAGAUAUCAAGACAGGAAAUGUUUUGCUUGAUGGAAACUUCAAUGCAAGAUUAGGCGAUUUCGGUUUAGCAAAACUCAUGGAUCAUGAUAAGAGCCCUGUUUCAACUCUAACUGCAGGAACAAUGGGAUACCUUGCUCCUGAGUAUCUUCAAUACGGUAAAGCAACCGAAAAGACUGAUGUUUUUAGCUUUGGUGUUGUGAUUCUUGAAGUUGCUUGUGGUAGAAGACCGAUAGAGCGGGAAAUCGAUACUCAGAAGAUGGUUAAUCUUGUUGAUUGGGUUUGGGGUUUGUAUUCUGAAGGGAAGAUCAUUGAAGCUGCUGAUAAAAGAUUGAAUGGCGAGUUUAAAGAGGAAGAAAUGAGAAAGCUUUUGCUUGUGGGGUUGAGUUGUGCUAACCCGGAUAGUAAUGAAAGGCCUACAAUGAGAAGAGUCUUACAGAUUUUGAGUAAUGAAGCUGAGCCUAUGGAAGUACCAAGAAUCAAACCAAGUCUUACUUUUUCUUGUAGUUUGCAUUAUACUUUGGAUGAUAUUGUUUCAGAUGAUGAUGAUGAUGAUCAAGUAGAAGAUUGUGAGAUUAAAGUUACUACUCAACAAUGAUUUUCAAGUGUUUGUUACUUAACAACAACAUUAGAUUUUAGAGUAGAUUGAUUGAUUUUCAAGUGUUUGUUAAUCCAUUCUUUGUAAUUUUUUUUUUCUCUUUUUCAAAUUGGAAUAUUGUUCAAUUUCAUCUAAUUGAACUAUUAUGUGAUCUCAGAUUCUUACUUACUAAUAUGUAAUAACAAUCUCUGUUUGAAAUGUAUACAAAGUUCCAAUCUUUUUGUGAUUUUUCUGAAAAA